Molecule: messenger RNA, 3720 nt
Organism: Rotaria sp. Silwood1
Lineage: Eukaryota; Metazoa; Rotifera; Eurotatoria; Philodinida; Philodinidae
Source: the annotation of a GenBank genome assembly
AUGUUAACUAAAUUUGAAUCGAAAUCAGCACGUGUGAAAGGUUUAAGCUUUCAUAGUAAACGUCCAUGGAUUUUAGCAUCACUUCAUUCAGGUAUAAUUCAAUUAUGGGAUUAUCGUAUGAAAACAUUAAUUGAUAAAUUUGAUGAACAUGAUGGUCCUGUACGUGGUAUACAUUUUCAUAAUGCACAACCAUUAUUUGUUAGUGGUGGUGAUGAUUAUAAAAUAAAAGUUUGGAAUUAUAAAACACGUAAAUGUUUAUUUACAUUAUUGGGUCAUCUUGAUUAUAUUCGUACAACAUUUUUUCAUCAUGAAUAUCCAUGGAUUAUAUCAGCAAGUGAUGAUCAAACAAUACGUAUAUGGAAUUGGCAAUCAAGACAAUGUGUUUGUGUUAUGACAGGACAUAAUCAUUAUGUUAUGUGUGCACAAUUUCAUCCAACUGAUGAUCUUGUUGUAUCAGCAUCACUUGAUCAAACUGUUAGAGUUUGGGAUAUAUCGGGUUUAAGAAAAAAAAAUGUUUAUUCAUCACCAGAUACACUUCAAUCACAAAUUCAACGUACUACUGGAACACCAGAUUUAUUUGGACAAGCUGAUGCAAUAGUAAAACAUGUAUUAGAAGGACAUGAUCGUGGUGUUAAUUGGGCAACAUUUCAUCCAACAUUACCAUUAAUUGUAACAGCAGCUGAUGAUCGUGUUGUUAAAUUAUGGCGUAUGAAUGAAAAUAAAGCUUGGGAAGUUGAUACAUGUCGUGGACAUUAUAAUAAUGUUUCAUGUGUUAUUUUUCAUGCACGACAAGAUUUAAUUUUAUCAAAUGGUGAAGAUAAAUCAAUACGAGUUUGGGAUAUGACUAAACGAGUAGCAAUAAAUACAUUUCGACGUGAAAAUGAUCGAUUUUGGAUUUUAACAAUUCAUCCAACAUUAAAUUUAUUUGCUGCUGGUCAUGAUAAUGGAAUGAUUGUAUUUAAAUUAGAACGUGAACGACCUGUUUAUGCUGUUGUUGGAAAUCUUGUUUAUUAUGUUAAAGACAAAUAUUUACGACGAUUGGAAAUAACAACAUCAAAAGAUGUUCCACUUAUGCAAUUACGAAGUGGUCCACGUGCACCAUAUUAUUCUAUGUCAUAUAAUCCGGCUGAAAAUUCUAUUUUAUUAACAACACGUGUACCAGCUCAACCAGAUACUUCUAUUUAUGAUCUUUAUACUAUUCCAAAAGAUGCUGGUGAAUCAGCUAGUUCAACACAAACUCCAGAUGCUCCUGAAGGUCGUCGUUCAUCUGGUUUAAAUGCUAUUUGGGUUGCACGAAAUCGAUUUGCUGUUCUUGAUAAAAAUCAUGUUAUUUUAAUAAAAAAUAAUAAAAAUGAAAUAACAAAAAAAAUUCAAUUAGCAAAUUGUGAUGAAAUAUUUUAUGCUGGUACAGGUCUUUUAUUAAUACGUGAAAAUGAUCAUAUUAGUUUAUAUGAUGCACAACAAAAACGUUCAUUAGCAAGUGUUAGAAUAGGCAAAGCUAAAUAUGCAAUAUGGUCAAAUGAUAUGAAUUAUUUAUCAUUAUUAGCUAAACAUCAACUUGUUAUUUGUAAUCGUAAACUUGAACAAUUAUGUAUUAUUCAAGAAAAUGUUCCUGUUAAAUCAGGUGCUUGGGAUGAUUCAGGUGUUUUUAUUUAUACAACAUCAAAUCAUAUUAAAUAUGCACUUGUUAAUGGUGAUCAUGGAAUUAUUCGUACACUUGAUUUACCUAUUUAUAUAACUAAAAUAAAAGGAAAUAGUGUUUUUUGUUUGGAUAGAGAAGUUCGACCAAGAUUAUUAACUAUUGAUCCAACAGAAUAUAAAUUUAAAUUAGCUCUAAUUAAUCGAAAAUAUGAUGAGGUACUUCAUAUGGUUCGAACAGCAAAAUUAGUUGGACAAAGUAUUAUUGCUUAUCUUCAAAAGAAAGGUUAUCCAGAAGUAGCACUUCAUUUUGUAAAAGACGAAAAAACAAGAUUUGGAUUAGCACUUGAAUGUGGAAAUAUUGAUAUUGCAUUAGAAGCUGCUCGUGCUUUAGAUGAUAAACGUUGUUGGGAAAAAUUAGCUGAAACAGCUUUAUUACAAGGAAAUCAUCAAAUUGUUGAAAUGGCUUAUCAACGAACAAAAAAUUUUGAUAAAUUAGCUUUUCUUUAUUUAAUUACAGGAAAUUUUGAAAAAUUAAGAAAAAUGAUGAAAAUUGCUGAAGUACGAAAAGAUGUUAGUGGACAAUUUCAAAUUGCAAUGUUAUUAGGUGAUGUUGAAGAACGUAUUAAACUUCUUAGACAAUGCAAUCAAAAAUCACUUGCUUAUGUUAUGGCAGCGACACAUGGUCUUGAUGAACAAGCUGAACAAUUGAAAGAAUCUCUUGAUGAAAAAGUACCUGAAAUAAAUCCAAAUGCUGAAUUAAUAUUACCACCAUGUCCAAUAAGUCAACAAGAAUCGAAUUGGCCAUUAUUAGCUGUAUCAAAAGGAUUUUUUGAAGGUGCAAUGAUUCAAGGAAAUCAACCAAAAACAACAACAGGUUUAUCAUCAAAUAUAACAACAAAACUUGCUCCAAAUCUUCCUAUCGAUGAAACAAUAACAAGUGGUGGAGAUUGGGCUGAUGAUGAAGUACAAAUGGAACUUGAUGAAGAUGAUAUGAAUCGAGAAAAUCUUCAUGCCAAUCAAGAAGAACAAGGUGAAGGUUGGGGUGAUACAGAACUUGAAUUACCACCUGAUCUUGAAGUAACUGGUAUAGGUGGUGGAACUGGUGAUGAAGAAGAUGCAAGUGGAUAUUUUGUUGCACCAACUAAAGGUCAAUCAGUUCCACAAGCUUGGACACAAAAUUCGAAAUUAGCUGUCGAUCAUGUAUUAAGUGGUUCAUUUGAAUCAGCAAUGCGUUUAUUACAUGAUCAAGUUGGAAUUGUUUGUUUUGAUGAAUAUAAACAAAUAUUUCUUCAAAUAUAUUCACGUUCACGUACAGCUUUUACAGCACUUCCAUCAUUACCAGCAUUAUAUGCAUAUCCAUUAAGAAAUUGGCGUGAAGCUCAUUCACCAAAAUUAUUUUAUCCAGCUAUUGGAUUAAAAUUAGAAGAAUUAGUUGGACGUCUUCAAAUAGCUUAUCGUUUAACAACAAAUGGAAAAUUUCAAGAAGCUGUUGAAAAAUUUCGUUCAAUAUUAUUAACUGUUCCAUUACUUGUUGUUGAAUCACGUCAAGAUAUUCUUGAAAGUCAACAAUUAAUUGAAAUAUGUAAAGAAUAUAUUGUUGGAUUACAAAUGUCAAUGGCAAAAAAAGAUUUAGCAAAAGAUGAUGAAAAACGUUCAUGUGAAUUAGCUGCAUAUUUUAGUCAUUUACAAUUACAACCAAUACAUAAAAUAAUGACAUUAAGAACUGCACUUAAUCAAGCAUUUAAAUUAAAAAAUUAUAAAACUGCUACAAGUUUUGCUAAACGUUUAUUGGAAUUAGGACCAACACCUGAUGUUGCUCAACAGACACGAAAAGUAUUAAGUGUUUGUGAAAAAAAUCCAGUUGAUGAACAUCCAUUAAAUUAUGAUGAAUAUAAUCCAUUUGAUAUAUGUGCUGCAUCCUAUGUACCAAUUUAUCGUGGAAAUCCAUUAGUGAAAUGUCCAUUAUCGGGUGCAGCUUAUUUACCGGAAUUCAAAGGACAAUUAUGUCGUGUUACAAAAGCAACGGAAAUUGGAAAAGAAUCUCUUGGUCUUAGGAUUUCAAUGAGUCAAUUUCGUUAA